AUGUUUUUUCACACAUUAAGACGUUUAGCCGUCUCGAAGGCGGCAAUUGAGAGUUACAUUGAUUAUCUUCGAAAUGCGGACCGAGAAUUGCCCGCAUUAAGCGAAAUUCUCCCGCGGCAUCAGGCGAAUACUAAAGAACUUUUACAGUUUCACUCACUUUUAUGUGAAGUAAUGCAAGAAAACGGCUUUAAUUUUAUGGGCAUUAAGGUAAUACCUCCUUCCUCAGCUGCUUUGCAGUGUUUGAGAUGGACUGACGCCGUUUGUGUUCCGCUUUUUUCAAAUGCAUUUCAACAAACUGAUUUUUCAGUGAAACAACAGCGGAUUCACUUUGUUGAACCGCUUUUUGUUUUGCGCUUGGGCCGUGAUGCGCCGUCUCAGUUGACAGCAAAUGCGGUUGUUGCCGUAUGUGAUACAUUUCGUCCUGGAAUCGAGCUUAAUGGGUCACGUUUUCCUUUUUAUCCUCCUCAUGCAACGGGAUUUGCCGCAGAUUUAGGAGGUUGCAUUGGUGUUUGUCUUGGUGAAGAGACUGAUCUUGGCAAUACUUCUUUGGAUACAUUGGGGAAUCAUUACUUUGUGAUGACUCGAAAAGACGAGCCUCUUCAGGUUGGAUCCGGAAAAAAUUGUCUGGGUGGCCCUUCUGCGGUGGUGGCUUUAGCGGUAUCUUACGCAGCUUCUAUGGGGAAGCCUCUUCGUACUGGACACUACGUUUUUUGUAGUGGAGUGGGAUCGCGUUCUCCGGCCGUGCCAGGUGAAUAUAAAGUGAAUUAUGGUGUGUACGGUAGUGUGAUUUGCUCACUUUCUUGA
Molecule: messenger RNA, 804 nt
Organism: Trypanosoma cruzi
Lineage: Eukaryota; Euglenozoa; Kinetoplastea; Trypanosomatida; Trypanosomatidae
Exons: 1
Coding region: 1-804 (267 amino acids)
Cellular component (GO): cytoplasm
Molecular function (GO): 2-oxopent-4-enoate hydratase activity
Source: RefSeq, a predicted model, not a curated record